This is a messenger RNA of Cryptomeria japonica (Japanese cedar), 1854 nucleotides long. Its product is annotated as laccase-12-like. Lineage: Eukaryota; Viridiplantae; Streptophyta; Pinopsida; Cupressales; Cupressaceae. The record is from RefSeq and is a predicted model, not a curated record. The transcript is spliced from 6 exons. Bases 45 to 1718 code for a protein of 557 amino acids. Gene Ontology annotation, molecular function: hydroquinone:oxygen oxidoreductase activity; copper ion binding. Gene Ontology annotation, biological process: lignin catabolic process. Gene Ontology annotation, cellular component: apoplast.
AUUAAGUUGAUUAAGUUGGCUUGGUAGAAAGAAAAAUAUCAAUCAUGGCGGUGUUGUCAAUAGCAUUACUUCUUUGUUUAGUUUUUGUAGCACCAUGGGCUAUUUGUGCAGCUCGUGUCCACCGCAGAUUCACUAUUCGAACCCAGAAUGUGGCCAGAGUGUGCAACACACAGACGAUUGUAACAGUCAAUGGACGGUAUCCUGGCCCGACUCUACGCGUUCAUGAAGGAGAUAAUCUUGUCAUAGACGUGAUGAACAAGGGGCCCUAUAAUAUUACCCUACACUGGCAUGGAGUAAAGCAAAUCAGAUCAGCCUGGGCAGAUGGACCGGGCUACAUAACGCAGUGUCCCAUUACUCCUGGAACUAAGUAUACAUACAAUUUUACAAUCACAGGUCAGGAAGGGACAAUGUGGUGGCAUGCACAUAUGACAUAUCUGAGAGCUACUGUGAAUGGAGCUUUGAUUAUUUUACCUCGGCAUGGAAAAACUUAUCCAUUUCCCAAACCCCAUGCUGAGUUUCCUAUUAUUUUGGGUGAAUGGUGGAAUGCGAACGUAGAAAAUGUACUAGCGGAUGCGAUCCGGAGAGGAGGUGUACCAAAUGAUUCUGAUGCAUACACCAUCAACAGCCAACCAGGAGACUUUUUUCCUUGCUCUGCAAAUGACACUACUCGAUUUAUGGUGGAAAGAGGAAAAACUUACCUGCUGAGGAUUAUAAGUUGUGCGAUGAUUCAUGCAUCCUUCUUCAAGAUUGCGCAGCACAAAAUGACCGUUGUGGCAGUGGAUGCUCUGUAUACCAAACCAUAUGAGACAGAUGUGUUGGUCAUACAGCCAGGAAACACCAUGGAUGUUCUCAUAACAGCUGGGCAAGAAUCAGGGCGUUACUAUAUUGGUACCCGUGUAUACAACAGUCAACCACAAGGAUUUGAAUUCUUAAAUACCACCACAACUGCAAUACUUGAAUACCAUGACAGCACUAAUACAUCUGCUCCUGUGUUGCCAGAUUUUCCUGCAUUUAACGAUACACCAACUGCAUUCAAAUUCAGUACAGAACUGAGAAGCCUGAAUGCUUCUGUCCCGCAGACUGUUGAUGAGGAAAUGUUUAUAACAGAGGGAUUGGCACUCGCUAGCUGUCCAAACAAUUCCUGCGCAGUGAUCAAUGGUGGAAGACCACUUGGAAGUAUGAAUAACAUUUCAUUCGUUUUGCCAGAAAUAUCUAUUUUGCAGGCUUAUUAUUACGGUAUAGAUGGAGUUUAUACCACAGAUUUCCCAGAUAAUCCUCCGCUGGUGUUCAAUUACACUGGAGCUGUGCCAAUGGGUCUUUGGCAGCCAGAUUUUGGAACAAGAGUAAAGGUUUUGAAAUUCAAUAGCAGUGUGCAAAUUGUAUUGCAGAAUACUGGGAUUCUUACAAUACAGAACCAUCCUAUACACCUUCAUGGCCAUGAUUUUUAUGUUGUGGGGCAAGGCUUUGGAAACUAUAAUUCUCAGACGGAUCCUGCAAAUUUCAAUCUGGUAGAUCCACAGCUUUUGAACACCGUGGGAGUUCCUACUGGUGGGUGGGCAGUCAUCAGGUUUAUAGCCAACAAUCCAGGAGUUUGGUUGAUGCAUUGCCAUUUUGAGUCCCACUCCGAACUGGGUUUUGAGACCGUAUUCAUUACGGAGAAUGGGCCUGGAAAUUCGGAGUCAUUGCCUCCUCCUCCAAGGGAUCUGCCCAAAUGCUAGAUGUAUUUCUUCAUCCAUCCCACUCCUCUAGCAAAAGAGGCCCCGUUUCACUCAAUUUAUUUUCUUUUAAUUGAGAAAAUAAAAGUUUGUAUCGUGUAGGAUGAUGUGGGUUAAUUAUUGUAUCUCUAAUUCAAGA